This is a messenger RNA of Rhizopus microsporus ATCC 52813, 318 nucleotides long. RefSeq names its product autophagy protein 12. The transcript is spliced from 4 exons. NCBI's taxonomy places the organism in Eukaryota, Fungi, Mucoromycota, Mucoromycetes, Mucorales, Rhizopodaceae. Gene Ontology annotation, cellular component: cytoplasm; phagophore assembly site membrane; Atg12-Atg5-Atg16 complex. Gene Ontology annotation, biological process: autophagosome assembly; autophagy of mitochondrion; nucleophagy. The record is from RefSeq and is a predicted model, not a curated record. The coding region runs from base 1 to 318 and encodes 105 amino acids.
AUGAAAGAUGAAAUAAAAGACAUUGUUGACAAAUAUAAAGAAAAGGAUACUUCAAAAGUCAUUGUCAUAUUUCAAGCUAUUGGAAAUGCGCCCAUUUUAAAGCAAAAAGUAUUUAAAUUAACAGCUUCCAACAAGUUUCAAACAGUUAUACAAUUCCUAAGGAAAGAACUUAAAUAUAAAGGCUCAGAUCCAUUGUUUCUAUACAUCAACAGUUCCUUUUCACCUUCACCUGAUGAAACAAUAUCCAAUCUUCAUAAAUGCUUUAAUACCGAUGGACAUUUAAUCGUCAAUUACUGUACAACAGCAGCUUGGGGAUGA